This is a messenger RNA of Pelobates fuscus (common spadefoot toad), 870 nucleotides long. RefSeq names its product olfactory receptor 5A2-like. The record is from RefSeq and is a predicted model, not a curated record. Gene Ontology annotation, biological process: G protein-coupled receptor signaling pathway. Gene Ontology annotation, molecular function: odorant binding; G protein-coupled receptor activity; olfactory receptor activity. Lineage: Eukaryota; Metazoa; Chordata; Amphibia; Anura; Pelobatidae. Gene Ontology annotation, cellular component: membrane. The transcript is spliced from 3 exons. The coding region runs from base 1 to 870 and encodes 289 amino acids.
AUGAAUCGCAGUACGGUGACAGAAUUCAUUCUUCUCGGACUGUCCAGUGACCCCAGUAUACAAGUUAUAUUAUUUAUCAUCUUCCUGGCCGCCUACCUGGCCUCGCUGGCUGCUAAUGGUCUUCUUAUCCUGGCUGUGAGCUUCGACCAUCAUCUGCAUAAUCCUAUGUAUUUCUUUCUCAUUAAUCUGUCAAUCAUUAAUAUUGGCGUUCCUUCAGCCAUUGUUCCAAAGAUGCUUGUCAAUUUAAUGUGUGAGGAAAAUAAGAUAUCGUAUGCAGGCUGCAUAUCCCAGACUUUUUUCUAUCUUCUUGGAUCAAGUGAAUACAUCCUCCUGGUGUUCAUAGCGUACGAUCGUUUUGUUGCAAUCUGUAAACCCCUGCGCUACCACAUGGUAAUGAGUACAUCAGCUUGUACAUGGAUGAUCACAGUUACAUGGACAGGUAGCUGUGUUAUCUUAACAUUUUGUGGCCCUAACAUUAUUAAUCAUUUUUAUUGUGCAUACCCUUUACUGAUGCGUUUAUCCUGUAGUGAUACCUCUGAACUUGAUGUCAUGACACCCCUGAUUGUACUGUUGGUUCCUCUGAUUCUUAUCCUGUUCUCUUACUGUAGAAUUAUCGUUUCAAUAAUUAGAAUCCAGUCUGGACGAUACAAAACUUUUUCCACUUGCAUUUCACACCUGAUCGUUGUAACAAUGUUCUAUGGAAUAACGUUGGUUAUGUUCUUGCGAUCAAAGGUUUCUGUUGAUGAAAACAGAGAUAAAAUAGUAUCCGUUUUUUAUAAUUUAGUGACACCUUUGUCAAAUCCUUUAAUCUAUAGCGUGAGAAAUAAAGAUGUUCUCAGAGACAUGAGACGGUUAGAAAAAUUGCUGUAA